UUGGGUUAUUUGGUUGUUUUGUUUACUGAUGAACUGGGGGGAAAUGGAGGAUGCGGAAAAAGACCUCAAGGCUUUUUCUCUUAAAUGUGGAGCCGCUGACCCCUGACUGAACCAAAGGCAUAUGAGUCAUGCUAUGGCACAAUUUGGUCAAUUUGUGUCACUCUCACCGAGGAAGAGCCGAGCAGCGGCGUGGUCUGUCUGUCCGUGUUCAUGUCUGCCGUGUGUCUUCUCCACGGGAGCCAGGAAACGGGCCCAGUAAUGAAGAACAUACAGGAGCAAAUGAUCACAAUAGAAAAAAAAUGUGUUUAAAAUAAGUAGGUUUAGUUGUCUAGCAGUAAAUAACACUAGAGAGAACAUGCUUUUUUAAAUUAGGAUUACUACAGAGCUUCACUGAGGAUAACUAAGUAAGAGCAUCUUUGCUCUGCCAUCUUCAUCAUCAUCAUCACCACUGUAAUCUCCAUGACAGGGGUGCCCCAGGGAAGGUUAAAUCACGAAAGUGCUGACUGAUUUGAGGGCACUCAUAUUGAUGUCAGUGAUGCACAAUCUAAUGACAACCUAAUGACCUAACGGCAUUUUAUAUUUAGAUGUGACAUCUAGUCUGUGUAAUUUUUCAAUAAUUUGAAGUAUUACAGCCUUUUAUUUAACAAAAAGCAUUCCAAGAAGAGCCUUAUCCAUCACUUCAGUAGAUCAAACCUCUUCAGUUCAGGUCAGGAAGAAAAUACACGCGUUUUCGUCCGCGCCUAAUUGGUGACAUCACGGUGACAGCCCAGCCAGCGCAAUAGAUGGAGCAGUCGAGCCCUAUAUAUAGGAAUACCCCUUCAGUCAUUCAACGUGGAGCACAGAGUGCGCUUCGGAGGCUGUCGUACGAAUGUCAGUGGGAAGACAAUGCUCGAGCUCUGCGAUCCGUAGAACAGGACGUUUCCCACACAGCGCAAUGAACGAGCGCCGCGCCUAAGUCACAUUAUAAAACUGUUCAUCAGAAGCGCAGUGCAGGAGACAAGCAAGUCACAACAAAAGGACAUCACACACAAAAAAACAACACGUUCUGUAGUUAUAAUUUGAUACAGCUUUGGAGAAAACAGGGAAGCAAAGAAAUUCAUUGGACUACAAGUGUGGAGACUACAUUCAUCAUGAAGAAAAGCAAUGGGACGAAAAGGGGUCUCCAAGAUGCCAACCAGCUGUCGUCGCAACCGGAUAAAGUAGGCUGGAUUCGCAAGUUCUGUGGCAGAGGGAUUUUCAGAGAAAUAUGGAAAAACCGCUUUGUGAUGCUAAAAGGAGACCAUUUGUAUAUAUUUGAAAAGGAGAUGAAGGAUGAUGGUAAAACCCACGAGGUGUUCGACCUGGCAGAGUACGAGCGCUCGGAGGAGCUGAGGAAGGCCAAGAGCCGCAGCAAGAAGAACCACAGCAAGUUCACGCUCCUGAGGUGCCGGCAGCCUGGGAACCGGACUCCCAAUCUGGUGUUUUUGGCUGUAAGUCCAGAGGAGAAAGAGUCAUGGAUCAACGUUCUGAAUACAGCCAUCGUCAGAGCCAAAAAUCGUAUCUUGGAUGAGGUCACUAUUGAGGAGGAGAGCCUCCUGGCUCACCCGACACGUGACCGUGCCAAGAUUCCUCCGGGACGCCGGCUGCCCACUCGCGGGCAUCUCAUGACUGUGGCAUCUACUUCGUCUGAUGGCAUGCUGACCCUCGAUCUGGUCGAUGAGGAGGACGUCAGUUCUCCGGAGGACGAGGGAGCCGUCUGGGUCAAAGACUUCCGGGUCGACCUGGACAAGCUGGCCCCGGGGCGCCCGCGGUCGGGCACGGACGUCUCCAAAUUCCGUGUCGCCCCUGCCGAGGGCCGGGUGAAGACAGGGAGCCUCCCGCGGGGGAGCGAGAUGUCCUGGAGUCGGCCGCCGCCACACGUGGAGGGACAGACCCAGACCCAGGUCCACACGCCGGCCCACGCCCGCACCCCCCAGCCGGGGAAGAGGGCCCUCUUCCAGGCCCGGAGUCGCUGCGCCUCCAUGGACGACGCGCUGUCCCGCGGUGGGGACCGGAGGGGGGGCCGGAGGGACGUCAGCAGCCGUGGGGGGGCCGCCCUCGCCCACAGUCCCACAGGGCACCUGCAGGACCUCAUCGCCCAGAGGCUGCAGCGCACCCAGGAGCUGCUCGCCGAAAUCCAGGAGCAGGACCUGCCACCCCGGCCCAGGGAAAAUUCGGCUCACGGGAGGGGCAUGGAUUCACCCCGCAUGAGGCGCCUGAGGGGAAACGACUCACCCCACUCAAAGGGGUCUGGGUCACCCCACAGCAAGAGCUCAGACUCCCCCUGCCUGAAGGGGAAGGAUUCGCCCCGUUCGAAGGCAAAGGACUCGCCUCGGGUCAAAGGCUCAAAGGCGUCCCAUUCCAAGAGUGUGAACUCGUCGCGGGGCAAGGUCACGGACUCGCCCGACUCGAGGGCCCCCAACUCACCGCAUCUUAGGAACUUAGACUUUACUCACCUGAAGGAGUCGGACUCGCCCCUCUCCACCGGCUCGAACUCGCCCCACUCCAAGGGGGGUGGCUCACCCCAUCUGAAGAGGGCAGAGAUCCUGAGGGCGGCCAGCUCGCCGCUCCUCCUCCGAGGGGUCAGGGACUCGCCCUUGCGGGAGGGCGUUGUUGUGGGGGGGUCAGAAUGGGAGGUGCGGCGGGCGGCAGCGGAGCGCCUCCUACAGGAGGCCAUCACCUCGUGGCGCGAGGCGAAAGAGGUGCUGCAGGAGGUGAAGCAGCUGCAGGAGCGACAGCGCAAGGCGGAGCCCGCCGCCGCGGCAACGGCAGCAUCAGCAUCAACAACGCCAAAAAAGCAGGCCACGCCUUCCCACGACAGCAAGCCCAAAGAGCCCUGACGUGCUCUCAUCAGCACGAGAAAUGCAUGCUGGGACAGCUAGCCCUCCCACCACUUUCCCUCUAAGAAUGCCAAACAAGUGGGAGGAGAAGAAUUUCAAGCACACGUUGUUGAUGAUGGGUUCUUAUCACAUUUUAUUCAGCACUCCUUUUUAAUAAUGUGGUGUUGCCACUACUUGCUAUUCUGAUGUUACUAUGGUUACUAUGGGCUAUCUUUCUAUGAUUCUGCAUCCCUGGAUCUUUGCACUGAAGUUGACUGGAACGGUGCUGAGCAUAUAGGAGAGAUGGUUCUGGAACCUCAUCUUCUACAGGGUUGCAUUGUGGUUGUGGAUUGUUAUACUGACAACGUAUUGAGUGCGAACUGCUCACUGUCCCACUUUCUGCUACAGGGCCUGCAGGAAAAUCUGUUUCGGGUGAGAGUGUGUGUGAAUGUUGUUUCCCAGUGCCCUGCAGUCCCCUCCGUUUGGUGUGUGAGUGUGUGUGUGUGUGUGUAUGAGAGAAUGUGUGUGUGUGUGUGUGUGUGUGUGUGUGUGUGUGUGUGUGUGUGUGUGUGUGUGUGUGUGUGUGUGUGUGUGUGUGUGUGUAUGUUUUUAAGUUUGUACAAGUGUGACUGUGGUAGUUUGUGUAUGUGGAGAAGCAAAUGAAGGAGCGUGUGUGUGUGUGUGCAUGUGCGUGUGCGUAUGUAUGUGUC
This is a messenger RNA of Clupea harengus (Atlantic herring), 3547 nucleotides long. It is a transcript of the gene plekho1a, whose product is annotated as pleckstrin homology domain containing O1a. Gene Ontology annotation, biological process: regulation of myoblast fusion. The record is from RefSeq and is a predicted model, not a curated record. Gene Ontology annotation, cellular component: muscle cell projection membrane; ruffle membrane. Lineage: Eukaryota; Metazoa; Chordata; Actinopteri; Clupeiformes; Clupeidae.